UUUUUUUUUUUUUCCUGAUCCUGAUAUCAACUGCAGGUAGUAUAUGUUUUCGGAAAUUUAACUAUGAUCAGAAAUCCAGAUUAUACUAAUUUUGUUUGCUGUGCUGUUUGCAAUAAAAUAAUCCCACCAGCCCCUUUCGGGGACACCUUCAAACGGAUCCAUGAAUACAAGCCAUUUAAGACACGCUUUUACACUCACAAAGAUAUACUGGAAAUUGGAGCAAGCAUUCUGAACCACGAAGAGCAGUUUCAAGAGUCUGCGCUCAGGGAAUGCAUUGCAAAAGCAGAAGCUAAAGUGUGGUCACAGGCGAAUGAGCUCCAAAAACAAGCCGUGGAGCAAGCCCUUGAAGACGCAAAUGCCAGACACGAAUUCAAAAUUCGAUUUCUGGAAGAACAGCAUCAAAAAGACUUAAAGGCUGUACAAGACAAAACCAAGGAGGAGAUAUUUCAAAGCAUGGAUGCUGAACUGAAGAGAGAGCACUCUGCUGCAGAGCAGCGCAUGGUCCACAGAAUCCAGAGGAUAAUGAUGGAGUGCCACAGAGAGAAGCUAGAGGCUGUGAAUAAAGCCAGGGAAGAAGAAAGAGAGAUUGCCAAGAAAGCUAUGGAGGACCAGAAAAGCAAGGUGGUGGAGGAGCUCGUGCAUACUGGUGUGGCAGCUAUCCGAGACCAGAAGGCAAACUUUGGCCAGCUGAUAAAAGCAAAAGAGCACGAGAUGAAUGCUUACUAUGGUAUGGCUCAGAGGCAGAAGCAAGAAGAAGUGCAAGAAGUCCUUGAAGAAGCCGAGAAAACCCACCAGGCCAAUCUUGAGAAUGUGAUGGAUAAACUGGUGAACACCCAGGGGGAGCUGGUGUCCGUGGCAAAGCAGCUGGGAAUCAUGACAAACUGGAAAGAUUUUCUGGAGGAGGAGUUACAGGAGACCAGGGCAGCGUUUCAGAAGUACAUCAAUUACACCUUCCCCAAGCUCUCCCCAGGACAAGCUGACUUCAUGCUGCCAGAAAGAAAGAAAACACCUUCCAACGUUGCUAAGGAAAAUGAACAGAGCACUGAUUAGAAGCCCUCAGCUGAAAUGACACUACAAAAGGCAGCCUUCCAAAACUGAAUAAACAUACUCUAAACCAGCUACUGACAUUUGUUCAUUGUACUGUUGGGCUGUAAGAAUUUUCAACUACCCUUUUAAAUUAU
This is a messenger RNA of Acomys russatus (golden spiny mouse), 1181 nucleotides long. RefSeq names its product chromosome 2 C6orf163 homolog (gene C2H6orf163). The coding region runs from base 64 to 1050 and encodes 328 amino acids. The transcript has 5 exons. Lineage: Eukaryota; Metazoa; Chordata; Mammalia; Rodentia; Muridae. The record is from RefSeq and is a predicted model, not a curated record.